Molecule: messenger RNA, 8444 nt
Organism: Pecten maximus
Lineage: Eukaryota; Metazoa; Mollusca; Bivalvia; Pectinida; Pectinidae
Product: inositol hexakisphosphate kinase 1-like
Exons: 6
Coding region: 175-1509 (444 amino acids)
Biological process (GO): inositol phosphate biosynthetic process; phosphatidylinositol phosphate biosynthetic process
Cellular component (GO): cytoplasm; nucleus
Molecular function (GO): inositol hexakisphosphate kinase activity
Source: RefSeq, a predicted model, not a curated record
CGGCCUCAUAGUACAAGACUUCCGGUGUAACAAGAUCAACUUCCGGUUAAUAAUAGUCGAUGAAGAUGUGUUUCACUGGCAACCGCUUUUGCUGCUUUUCUGACAGAGUGUGGAAACUUCGUGAUGGUACAGAAGAGAGAUUCUAACCUCACACUGCCUGGCCUCUAGCCAAUAAUGCCGGAGGAAGGCGCAGUCAUGAUGGACACAGAGCCAGGUGACUGUACAUGUGAACCUGUCCAGUUACAGCCGUUCAUCCAUCAGGUGGGCGGUCACACCAGCAUGCUACGCUUCAACGAUGACACGCUCUGCAAACCACUGAUUGAGCGUGAACAGGUCUUCUACCAGGCCAUUCCCCGUGGUCUGAAGCAGUUCACUCCACAAUACAGAGGAGUGAUAGAAGUCCAGCUACACGAGGACAGUGACGGCUAUAUCACACUGAUCGGCUACCCUCCAGACAGUGGCAAAGUCACCUUCCCCAGGAACACUUCCCCAGCCUCCAGUGAGAGUGAUACUGAUACUGCCAGCCCCGUCCUCAACACCAAACACAGACAUGACCGGCCAGGUGAUCCGUACAGCGUGCGCCUGCUGAGGAGUGGCAGCCUUGAAGUGAGCACUCAAACAGAAAAAGUGUUUCACAUGAACGAUCCCAAGUCAGGCAAGCAUGACAAGACGGAGGGGAUCAAUCCGUGGAGCCUUAAGUGCCACAAACGCCAACUGUCCAAGAUGAGGCGUGUUACACAAGGAGCCGGGUCAUUUACAAGCAAAUUUAUUUUACUAGAGAACAUAGCAGCUCAAUGUGAUUUCCCCUGUAUUCUCGACCUAAAGAUGGGCACUCGACAACAUGGUGAUGACGUCCCGGAGGCCAAGAAACAGAGCCACAUCAAAAAGUGUGAACAGUCGACCUCCAGUGUCCUUGGUGUUCGUAUCUGUGGCAUGCAGGUGUACCAGGCCAACACCCAGAAAUACAUCUGUCACAACAAAUACUAUGGUCGUAGUCUGACAGUGGAUGGCUUUAAAGAGGCUCUGUGCCAGUUCUUACACAAUGGCCACCAGCUGCGGACAGAACUUGUACACGAGAUAGUGAAACGUCUACAGGCCUUACACGAAAGUGUGACAGAGCAGGACACAUUCCGCUUCUACUCUAGCUCACUUCUUAUUAUGUAUGAUGGCAUGGUGGGUAACGGCAAUGGGGCCUCUGGUGGUAGACCGUCCCACUCGGCCAGGGAGCGUGGUAGACCGUCCCACUCGGCCAGGGAGCGUGAACUAGACCAUGAGGACAGUGACAGUAACACAAGUUCUGUGUCGGAGGGAGAUCAGCCCUCCAAUAGCCACUACCAUGGAUGGGUCCCAAAUGUGAAUGUGAAAAUGAUAGACUUUGCACACAGUACACACAGUGGUUUUCAGGGUGACAAAACUGUACACAAGGGGCCAGACCAGGGCUAUCUCCUUGGCCUUGCAAAUCUCAUCAAAAUGUUCAAUGAAAUUGUAGAUAGACCCCUCCCUGUGUAACAAUUCAUAGUCUGUGCAUAUUGACACGUGUUUAUGAAUUUUGUAAUUCUUAUGAUGUCGAUACCUCAGGCAAAAUUCACUGGACAUUUCCAAUGGCAGUCUGUCUCCGUCUUAUCUGAGGUGUAGAGGUUACAUGGAGGUCAGCUAGAUGACCGGGGUCAUCUAGGCUAACAUGUUCAUAUCACGUACUACUGGGCGAUAUAGAAUCAGUGUAUGUUGCUUGUAUUUGUAUAUAUAUAUACUUGAUCAGAAGAUCUCUUUCAUUUUUUCCACAAAAAGCAUAUUGUCUCAUCAUUCAUCCUGAUUAACAGGACAUAACAGAGAUAAUAUGUUGGAGAUUAGAGUAUGUUAUACUCAUAUCAUACAUAUGUUGGCCUAACUUAGCACUUCUGUUACAUGUAUGAGUUUGUGAAUAGGCUUUGUUAGCUUCUGAAUUUUAUAUGAACACAUGUACAUGUAUUAAAAAUCACUUCACCAUUCUUUUCUCUAGUUGAUUAACUGGAAAUCGGAUUCGUUACUGAAGAUUUCCUAUAUGAUAGCAGGUUUCGUAGUUAAUUUUAAUAUUUCCAAAAUGUCACCAUCAUUAUUAUGAUGAAAUUCUUCAUGAAUUGUCAGUCUUGGAUGUUUUUAGUAUUGUAACCGGUUAGUUUUGAUUGCUUGUGUAUAUAACAACUCAUGGAUUGUAAUUGGUUUAAGUAUUAUUAAGAGCUUCAUCAAUUUUGCACACUGAUUUUAAUAUGUUGAUAACUUUUCAUCUAUCAUUUUAAUCAUUUUAAUGGUCACUAUAUUGAUUAUUGAUAUUCCAUCAAUAUGUUUCAUAUGGGUAUUUAUUUAUCAAAAAUCUGAGUGAUGUCUUCAAAAGGCAUGAACAUCAGCAUAUGUAUGAAGGUCAAGGUUGCAACCAUAGCCGAUAUGAAGGUCAUAAAGAGGCUACAUUAAGAGAUGACCUCAGAAGGCAAGAGGUCGUGUUGGUGACCUGAUCAAGGUCAUGGAGUUGACCACAGUAAAGAGGAGAGAUGUGAGCUCAGAUAUAUACAGAGGUGCAAUAUGUGUUGUGCAGAUAUUCUGUGAACUUAGCCAUACUUGACCAGUUUACAUGUAAGUUUUACUGUUGCAUGGUAAUUAAUGGACAUAUUUAUAUAUCUCAACAUAUUUUAUACAGAGCUGUUGAUUUUUAAAGAAAAAUGUCUACAUGAUAUUUAAAACGAUUUCUUAUCUGAAUAUUUUCCACAUUAAUACAUUUACCUCACGUACUCAAUUAUUACUCCAGUAAUGCUUUUCUGUGGAACGGUAUAUGUUAAGGAAUUUUGGUCCAUUCUUAUCUCAUAUUCAUACAGACUUGUUUAUCUUAUUUGACACAUAUAAUGACUGUUACAUUAAUGGUAGUGGAUACAGGAUUCAUGGAUUCCAAGUAUUGAGGUCAUUAAGUAUACCAGUUGAUAUAUAUUUGUGAUCCAUUAGCUCAUACGUACUACUUUGUUUACCUGUUACAGAGUUGUGUUGUUAUUUAUCAUGUUUAUUAGUCAUGUCCAGCUAAUUAUUGUUUGAUGUUAACUCUAUAUCCUCUGUGGACCCAUGUUUAAUACGAGAAAUCGUAUGUAUGGGUUUAGUUACCGAUGGCUGUAUUUCACCAGUUAUAAAAGUCACUCUUUACUCAUAACCUGCUCAUUAUAUUUUUCUUUAACCGGUAAUUAUAACGAUUCUGUUAAUUAACAGAGGUUUAACAGAGAAUUGUAAAUACGGGAUGUUUCACUGUGUAUUAACAGUAACUUCAACAUACUCAACUUUGUGUAUUACAGAAAUGUAUGGCUGUAUUACACGGACUAUGUAGUGAUAUACAGAAAUGUAUGGCUGUAUUACAUGGACUAUGUAGUGAUAUACAGAAAUGUAUGGCUGUAUUACACGGACUAUGUAGUGAUGUACAGAAAUGUAUGGCUGUAUUACACGGACUAUGUAGUGAUAUACAGAAAUGUAUGGCUGUAUUACACGGACUAUAUAGUGAUAUACAGAAAUGUAUGGCUGUAUUACACGGACUAUGUAGUGAUAUACAGAAAUGUAUGGCUGUAUUACACGGACUAUGUAGUGAUAUACAGAAAUGUAUGGCUGUAUUACAUGGACUAUGUAGUGAUAUACAGAAAUGUAUGGCUGUAUUACACGGACUAUGUAGUGAUGUACAGAAAUGUAUGGCUGUAUUACAUGGACUAUGUAGUGAUAUACAGAAAUGCAUGGCUGUAUUACAUGGACUAUGUAGUGAUAUACAGAAAUGUAUGGCUGUAUUACACGGACUAUGUAGUGAUAUACAGAAAUGUAUAGCUGUAUUACACAGACUAUGUAGUGAUAUACAGAAAUGUAUGGCUGUAUUACACGGACUAUGUAGUGAUAUACAGAAAUGUAUGGCUGUAUUACACGGACUAUGUAGUGAUAUACAGAAAUGUAUGGCUGUAUUACACGGACUAUGUAGUGAUAUACAGAAAUGUAUGGCUGUAUUACACAGACUAUGUAGUGAUAUACAGAAAUGUAUGGCUGUAUUACACAGACUAUGUAGUGAUAUACAGAAAUGUAUGGCUGUAUUACACGGACUAUGUAGUGAUAUUCAGAAAUGUAUGGCUGUAUUACACGGACUAUGUAGUGAUAUACAGAAAUGUAUGGCUGUAUUACACGGACUAUGUAGUGAUAUACAGAAAUGUAUGGCUGUAUUACACGGACUAUGUAGUGAUAUACAGAAAUGUAUGGCUGUAUUACACGGACUAUGUAGUGAUAUACAGAAAUAUAUGGCUGUAUUACACGGACUAUGUAGUGAUAUACAGAAAUGUAUGGCUGUAUUACAUGGACUAUGUAGUGAUAUACAGAAAUGUAUGGCUGUAUUACACGGACUAUGUAGUGAUAUACAGAAAUGUAUGGCUGUAUUACAUGGACUAUGUAGUGAUAUAUUAUAUGGACAGAUGUCUUUAUAUAUUAUUUAAGAUGUAUUUAUGUUAAGUUUACAUUAAGUUUUACAUGAACAUUAGUUAGUGUUUGUGAGGAAUCUCCUGUCAUUAUGCUAUAUUGAGCUUCAUGCUAAUACAACUAUUGGCCAGAGGCAAUAUGUAAGUUUACCAUGUUGAUAAUCACCUUUUGAACUGCCACUAGUGACAUAAUGUAAUCUUGGUAUAGUUGCUUCCCUUUAUUGGUUGUAAGCUUAAUUUCAAAUUGCUUUAUAGCCUUUGUCAAGUUACCAUUCAUACUAAUUAAAUAAAAGCCAACUGAAAGCCGAUCAUUGUUUAUAAACAGAAACAAAAUGAUGACAUGUGUGUCCAUAAUUAAUGAGUAUCACCCUCUAACAGAGCUGCAGAUUAGUUUGGAAUCAAUGAAAGAUUAACAAGAUAAAGAGGAUCUCGGAUUUUUUUUUUGAUUUUUUUUUUUAGGUUUUUGUGAGACUAGUGCAAACAUACUUUGUAGUAUUCAUUUUAGUUGGGAUUCUUCCUUAAAAAUAACGCCUUUGUCAAGUAAACUUUGAUAUACUGCCAUUUUUUGGCUUGUCACUUUGAUAUACUGCCAUUUUUUGGCUUGUAAAAUUUUGGCAUUAUUACGGAUUUAGAAAUACACUGUACAUAAAAACGUUUCCAAGAAAAGGAGGUUUUGAAAUCUAAAUGUGAAAGAACAAAAAAGGGAGAUAAUUCUUGGCUGUACAGUAUAAGAUCUUUAUAUAAAACAGGCCAGUUGUGUCCUGGCUGUGUAAUAUUAUGAUCUAGUGUGAUAUUUAAUUAUGACAAUAUAAAUCUUUAACUACAACAUUUUAUCCCUUAUUUGACUGUGUAUAUAAUAGAACUGGUAUUGUGUUCUCACUAAACUCAGAACAGUGUCUGUUUUGUGGUUCUUGUUGUUUUUUGUUGUAUGUUUGUAUAAUUUCUUAAAUUUGUGAUAAAAUUGAUCUGAUGUGAUUUUCCUAGAAUUAGAGGAGAAAAACUUUAGUCUCUUUGUAUCAGUUUUAAGAUAAUGAUUUAGUUGUAUUAUUGACGAUUUGAUGAUAAAGGUAUUGAGUGUAAUCACUGGAUAUUAUCGCUGUAAGGUUUUGAGUGUAAUCACUGGGUUUUAUCGCUGUAAGGUAUUGAGUGUAAUCACUGGAUAUUAUCGCUGUAAGGUAUUGAGUGUAAUCACUGGGUAUUAUCGCUGUAAGGUAUUGAGUGUAAUCACUGGGUAUUAUCGCUGUAAGGUAUUGAGUGUAAUCACUAGGUAUUAUCGCUGUAAGGUAUUGAGUGUAAUCACUGGAUAUUAUCGCUGUAGGCACAUCACAUUAUUAGCGUUUAAUAUGUCACUACUACUGUCCUAAGUGUUGAAAUGUCUCUCUGCUGAAAAGCUUACCUUGCUUGUUUUAGGAACAAACAUUUCUUUAUUGGUGAAAUAUUGAAAUCUAUGUGUCUAAGCCCACAAUGUUAAUGCCACCAACAGCUUUUUCUCUAGGUGGAUCACACUUGACCAAACUUAUAAUUUGUGUAGUGGUUAACAAUGAAAUGUGGACAGGGAAGUUACCAUUGUUGCUUUUUGUUAUGAUAAUUUGAUGCAGAACUGUAAGUUUGUGUUGUACCAGCGAAGUACUAUAUAUAUAUAUACACCGAGUGAGGGAGUUAUCUGCCCUCUACAUGUAGUGAGGGAGUUAUCUGCCCUCUACAUUGUAGUUAGGGAGUUAUCUGCCCUCUACAUGUAUUGAGGGAGUAAUCUGCCCUCUACAUUGUAGUUAGGGAGUUAUCUGCCCUCUACAUGUAGUUAGGGAGUUAUCUGCCCUCUACAUGUAGUGAGGGAGUUAUCUGCCCUCUACAUUGUAGUUACAGUGUAGGGAGUUAUCUGCCCUCUAAAUUGUAGUUAGGGAGUUAUCUGCCCUCUACAUGUAGUUAGGGAGUUAUCUGCCCUCUACAUGUAGUGAGGGAGUUAUCUGCCCUCUACAUUGUAGGGAGUUAUCUGCCCUCUACAUUGUAGUUAGGGAGUUAUCUGACCUCUACAUGUAGUAAGUGAGUAAUCUGCCCACUACAGUGUAGUGAAGGAGUUAUUUACCUCAUUUCUACCACCCACAGAGUGGUGAGGGAAUUAUCUACCACCCACAGAGUGGUGAGGGAAUUAUCUACCACCCACAGAGUGGUGAGGGAAUUAUCUACCACCCACAGAGUGGUGAGGGAAUUAUCUACCACCCACAGAGUGGUGAGGGAAUUAUCUACCGCCCACACAGUGGUGAGGGAAUUAUCUAUCGCCCACAGAGUGGUGAGGGAAUUAUCUACCACCCACAGAGUGGUGAGGGAAUUAUCUACCACCCACAGAGUGGUGAGGGAAUUAUCUACCACCCACAGAAUGGUGAGGGAAUUAUCUAUCGCCCACAGAAUGGUGAGGGAUUUUAUCUACCACCCACAGAGUGAUGAGGGAAUUAUCUACCACCCACAGCGUGGUGAGGGAAUUAUCUACCACCCACAGAGUGGUGAGGGAAUUAUCUAUCGCCCACAGAGUGGUGAGGGAAUUAUCUAUCGCCCACAGAGUGGUGAGGGAAUUAUCUAUCGCCCACAGAGUGGUGAGGGAAUUAUCUAUUGCCCACAAAGUGGUGAGGGAAUUAACAGCCCAUUACAGUGUGGUGAAGGAGUUAGCAAUCCUGACUACAGGGUUGUGUGGGAUAUAUCUAUGUGCUCUGAAUUGCUGACAGAGUGGUGAGUUAUCUGCCCUCUACAGAGUUGUGGAGGAGGUAAAUGCCCUCUACAUUGUGGUAAGGGGUGUGUCUGACCACUACGGAAGGGAGUUAUCUGCCCUCUGAUGUGGGCCAUUAUGACACUAUAAUGAUUGACAUAUUCAUUGGUAAGGACAUUUUGUGACAAGAGAUCAAUGAGUAAGUAAGUAAGGGGAAACCUAGACAUUCCUUCAACUCAGGGCAGGGUUGAAUGGAUCACUUAUUAUUCAGUUUAUACUUUUGGUGAGACAUGUGAAAAGGAAAUUUCAAAGCCAGUGCCUACCCUGUAUGUGGAUUGUUGAUAAAAGUGUACUUAUUAUUGUAACCUUACAGGUGAGGAUCACCAGUUCUAAGGUAUCCAGGGCUGCAUGUUUUUGUUCUUAAUUCUUUAGCUUUUGUUAUAGUAUGUAGGUCAGGUAGCGUUAUAAAUACAGAGUUACCAUGGCAACAGUAUUACCAAGGUCACUACAUACUGACUAAUGUAACCAUGGUGACAGUCUCCAUUUAGUUUUCAUUUUGGUAACAAAAUGGACCAUUAAGAUCACAAAUCUGUAGCAUCAUUGUUAUGGUAGUCAAGGUUUUCUGUGGGAAGUUUCUGUAAGCAUCAUUUAUCCAGUGUAUCAAACCUGUUGUGACUGUACACUACAGCGUAUCCAUGACAUGUUAUGGUAUGAAUACAUGUAUCAAACCUGUUGUUACUGUACACUUCAGCGUAUCCAUGACAUGUUGUGGUAUAAAUACAUGUAUCAAACCUGUUGUGACUGUACACUUCAGCGUAUCCAUGACAUGUUAUAGUAUAAAUACAUGUAUCAAACCUGUUGUGACUGUACACUUCAGCGUAUCCAUGACAUGUUAUGGUAUAAAUACAUGUAUCAAACCUGUUGUGACUGUACACUUCAGUAUAUCCAUGACAUGUUGUGGUAUAAAUACAUGUAUCAAACCUGUUGUGACUGUACACUUCAGUAUAUCCAUGACAUGUUGUGGUAUAAAUACAUGUAUCAAACCUGUUGUGACUGUACACUUCAGUAUAUCCAUGACAUGUUGUGGUAUAAAUACAUGUAUCAAACCUGUUGUUACCGUACACUUCAGCGUAUCCAUGACAUGUUGUGGUUUAAAUACAUGUAUCAAACCUGUUGUGACUGUACACUUCAGCGUAUCCAUGACAUGUUAUGGUAUAAAUUUAUUGAAAUAGGAAAAAUGAAAUUGAAAUCACACUUUAACUAUUUGACUCAAUAAAAAUGCCUUUACUCAG